This is a messenger RNA of Peromyscus californicus insignis, 2554 nucleotides long. It is a transcript of the gene Casq2, whose product is annotated as calsequestrin 2. The record is from RefSeq and is a predicted model, not a curated record. Gene Ontology annotation, cellular component: sarcoplasmic reticulum lumen. The transcript has 11 exons. NCBI's taxonomy places the organism in Eukaryota, Metazoa, Chordata, Mammalia, Rodentia, Cricetidae. Bases 190 to 1482 code for a protein of 430 amino acids. Gene Ontology annotation, biological process: regulation of cardiac muscle contraction by regulation of the release of sequestered calcium ion. Gene Ontology annotation, molecular function: calcium ion binding.
CAAGGUAUCUAGGGCUUGGCCUCCCAGCCUUCUGCCUGGCUCUUGCUCUGUGCGCAUGUGUGCCUUAAGCCUCCACAGUUUGUCCUGUGCCCAAGACUACACAGCUGCAGGACCCAAGGAGGUGAGGUCAGCCUCUUUGUUCCCUGCCCGGUUCAGCAAAGCCUCCAAGAGCCUCCCAGCCUGUCUCCCAUGAUCUCUAUUCCAGGGAGCGAGAAACAAGACUUUUCCCAAAUGAAGAGAACUCACCUGCUCCUGGUGGGGGUUUAUCUGCUGUCCUUUAGCAAGGCAGAAGAAGGGCUGAACUUCCCCACGUAUGAUGGGAAGGACCGAGUGGUCAGCCUUUCUGAGAAGAGCUUCAAGCAGAUGUUGAAGAGAUAUGAAGUGUUGUGUCUCUAUUACCACGAACCGGUGUCUUCAGACAAGGUCGCUCAGAAACAGUUCCAACUGAAGGAGAUAGUGCUGGAGCUCGUGGCCCAGGUCCUGGAACAUAAAAACAUAGGCUUUGUGAUGGUGGAUUCCAAGAAAGAAGCCAAGCUUGCCAAGAGACUGGGUUUCAAUGAAGAAGGAAGCCUGUAUGUUCUGAAGGGUGAUCGCACGAUAGAAUUUGAUGGAGAGUUUGCGGCAGACGUCUUGGUGGAAUUUCUCCUGGAUCUCAUUGAAGACCCUGUGGAGAUCGUGAAUAACAAGCUGGAAGUCCAGGCCUUUGAGCGCAUCGAGGACCAGAUCAAGCUCCUCGGCUUUUUCAAGAACGAGGACUCUGAAUAUUACAAAGCCUUCCAAGAGGCAGCGGAACACUUCCAGCCUUACAUCAAGUUCUUUGCCACCUUUGACAAGGGGGUGGCAAAGAAGUUGUCCUUGAAGAUGAACGAAGUUGGCUUCUAUGAGCCGUUUAUGGACGAGCCCAGUGUCAUCCCUAACAAACCGUACACAGAAGAGGAGCUUGUGGAGUUUGUGAAGAAGCAUCAAAGACCCACGCUACGUCGCUUGCGCCCAGAGGACAUGUUUGAAACAUGGGAAGACGACUUGAACGGGAUCCACAUCGUGGCCUUUGCAGAGAAGAGUGACCCAGAUGGCUAUGAGUUCCUGGAGAUCCUGAAGCAGGUUGCCCGGGACAACACUGACAACCCUGACUUGAGCAUCUUGUGGAUUGACCCAGAUGACUUUCCACUGCUUGUUGCUUACUGGGAGAAGACUUUCAAGAUUGACCUGUUCAAGCCACAGAUUGGUGUGGUGAAUGUAACAGACGCAGACAGCGUCUGGAUGGAGAUCCCAGAUGAUGACGACCUGCCAACAGCCGAGGAGCUCGAAGACUGGAUUGAGGAUGUGCUUUCUGGAAAGAUCAACACUGAAGAUGAUGACGACGAAGAAGACGAUGAUGGUGAUGGUGACAAUGAUGAUGACGAUGAUGAUGAUGAUGAUGAUAAUUCUGAUGAUGAGGAUAAUGAUGACAGCGAUGAUGAGGACGAUGACGAUGACGAAUAGCUCCAGACCUGGGUGAAUCUGAUGAGAAUGACGUCACAACUACCCCCUACCAUACAGACGACCCAAGAGGGCAGCAAGCAGCGGUGCCCACACCCGGUCAGCUCUUUUCCUUUCUCCAGCAUCUUUUUCUAGUCGGUUCUUGGCAGGAGUGGUACAUUUCAGUGAAUGCCUUCCCAAACCCAGCAGUCCCACUCAGCAGGGACAGGAGGGGGGUGAUUCCCAUGCUGACUUCUUUUAAGCAUCCUGAGGAACAAACAGCUCUUGUUCUUUACUAGACCAUCAGGGGUCAUGGAAUAAUGGGAGUCUGGGGAUAGUAUCUCCUGACACCUCUACUCAAGUUUACUUACUGUCUUUGAUUCUGAUAGUGACAGAAAUGACAGCUUGCUAUUAGUUCACAAGCAGGGAGUGGACUUCUAAUCAAGAGCCCAGGAAAACCACGUGAUUAUUCAAUUCAGCCCCCAAACCUAGAAUCUCAGUGAACUCAGACCCAAGCCUUUGGAUGACUAUUAGGAAUGCUUGAAAUGUAUGGGCAUCACCAUCAUUUUUAGAAUAUUAGGAUGCUGUGUGGGGGUCAAUCAACUCUCUGAAUGUCCCAACAGUUCAAAAGCCUCAUGUAUUCACCAGCAGUGAGAGAAGGGAGAGGCUGAAGGAUGAAAAGUUUUUCAUUUUUCUGAUGGAGACAGUUUAGGUCUCUGAAGGGUUUUGCUGGCCGCCUAGUGUGAUCUGGGAACUGAAUGCCCCUUCUCUGUCCCUGCUAGUGAGCUGUCCCAUUCUGAGUUAAAAUUGCUUUAUCCAAUGGUCGAUUAACUCCCCAUUCAUCAGCACUCCCACAGUUGACCAGGGCAGUGAUAAUUAGAGUUCAUGAUGCCCUGAGGCACUGAGAAAAAAAAAUCCCCAAGUGCCUUUUGAAUUGUCUGAAAGCAACAUUGUGCUUGGUAGUUUUAGUUGCGAAGUAAGUGUUCUAAUUUAUUUUUGAAAUCUGUUAACAUGGAGAACACUCUGUGUGGUUUUGUUUUUGAAACUGGGGCAGUCCUUUUAUGGAACAGUAAUAAACUGACAGACAUUAAACUCA